Messenger RNA from Ictalurus furcatus (blue catfish), 661 nucleotides. It is a transcript of the gene smim8, whose product is annotated as small integral membrane protein 8. The coding region runs from base 124 to 381 and encodes 85 amino acids. The record is from RefSeq and is a predicted model, not a curated record. NCBI's taxonomy places the organism in Eukaryota, Metazoa, Chordata, Actinopteri, Siluriformes, Ictaluridae. The transcript is spliced from 3 exons.
CUUUCAAUCUGGCAACCCAACGCUCUGCUCCGCACAAGAUGGCGGCGCUCAGCGAUUCACAGCUACGUCGAUCCGUCUGUUUGUCCCUCUGUACUUUAUAAAAGACUUUGUUGAGCCGCAGUCAUGUCACCUUCAGAGAACGACAGUAAAGUACCCGGAUUGAGAGGAGUCAGAACUACGUCACUGUUCCGCGCGGUCAACCCGGAACUCUUCAUCAAACCUAAUAAACCGAUGAUGGCGUUCGGCCUGGUCACCGUCACGCUGUGUGUGGGGUAUCUCGGCUAUCUGCACGCUGUGAAGGAGAACUCUCGGGAGCUUUAUGAGGCCGUGGACAGCGAGGGUGAGAGAUACAUGCGCAGAAAAACCUCCAAGUGGGACUGAGAGACGUCACAGACGUGCAGAGAGACGUAUUUUAGAGCCUCGACUCCAUUCGCCGUUGAUGAUUUUACUCUAAACACCGGAUUCAGUUCAUCAAUAACUUCUAAUGAAGACCAAGUGUGUUUCUGUGUGUCUGCACGUCCGCAGCUCUGAGUCGUAGAGCCGUGACGUACACGAUAAACCUGCCCGGGUUUGUGUUUCCUUACCAGUUAACUGUGAGAAGAAAACGUGAAGAUCAGCGUUGCGUUUAUCUUAAAUAAAUAAAACAUCAUCGUGAUGGUGA